Mesorhabditis spiculigera is the source of this 771-nucleotide messenger RNA. The record is from the annotation of a GenBank genome assembly. Lineage: Eukaryota; Metazoa; Nematoda; Chromadorea; Rhabditida; Rhabditidae.
AUGGGCGACCGCUACGCUUUUGACGAAGACCUGCAAAGCGAAAGCGGCUACUUCUACGCCCGUUUGCGCCACGAACGUUACCUCAAUGGCCAGACCCAACUCAGCGGCGACAGCAGCAGCGCCACCCUGGCUCCUGCGCAGGUACUCAAAAUCUCCGGCGGCGCGCCACAGGCCUUUGCCCCCGGUGCGGUGAUCACGCAACUGACCACCCGGGCUGCCCGCGACCGCAGUUUCGACGUCAGCUUUAAGGCCAUUCCCUACUCGGAGACCGUGUGCUUCCGCCCGGAGCUCAAGAAAAAACCACAAAUCGCCGGCACCGUCCCGGCCCGUGUCACCAGCCGGCAGGCCAACGACCCGUACGCCGAAAUCGAUCUGGAAGGGCGCUACCGGGUCAACUUCCUGUUCGACCGCGACACCUGGAAGCCCGGCCAGGAAAGUAUGUGGCUGCGCCUGGCCCGCCCGUACGCAGGCGACACCCAUGGCCUGCACUUGCCGCUGAUAGCGGGCACCGAAGUGGCCAUUGCGUUUGAGCAAGGCGACCCGGACCGUCCCUACAUCGCCCAUGCCUUGCACGAUAGCCGGCGCGGGGACCAUGUGACCUUGCGCAACUACAAACGCAACGUGCUGCGCACGCCGGCCAACAACAAACUGCGCAUGGACGACACGCGGGGGCAGGAGCACGUCAAGCUCAGUACGGAAUACGGUGGGAAAAGUCAGCUGAACCUUGGGCAUUUGGUGGAUGCCGAGCGCAAAAAAGCGCGGCGAAGGUUU